This is a messenger RNA of Suricata suricatta (meerkat), 1666 nucleotides long. RefSeq names its product RAB22A, member RAS oncogene family (gene RAB22A). NCBI's taxonomy places the organism in Eukaryota, Metazoa, Chordata, Mammalia, Carnivora, Herpestidae. Bases 1 to 738 code for a protein of 245 amino acids. The record is from RefSeq and is a predicted model, not a curated record. Gene Ontology annotation, molecular function: GTPase activity; GTP binding. The transcript has 8 exons.
AUGGGUGGAAGGUGGCCGCGCCUCCGCCCGCCCUCAGUCACCAGGACUUGGGACGAGUACCCCCCCACCCCACGGCCGCCACGCUGCGAAGAGGAAGAAGAGAAAGAAAGUGACCGGAAGUCAGAAGUUUCCAACAGCGACCGAAGUCCUCCCCCAGGAGGGGAGGGCUCCCCAUCCUCACCCCGCCCAGAUACAGGUGUAGGGAAAUCGAGCAUCGUGUGGCGGUUCGUGGAAGACAGCUUUGAUCCAAACAUCAACCCAACAAUAGGGGCAUCUUUUAUGACCAAGACUGUCCAGUACCAAAAUGAGCUACAUAAAUUCCUAAUCUGGGAUACAGCUGGACAAGAACGAUUCCGUGCCUUAGCGCCCAUGUACUACCGCGGGUCCGCUGCAGCCGUGAUUGUUUAUGAUAUCACAAAAGAAGAGACAUUUUCCACAUUAAAGAACUGGGUGAAGGAGCUGCGGCAGCACGGCCCGCCCAAUAUUGUGGUCGCCAUCGCAGGAAAUAAGUGUGAUCUUAUCGACGUCAGAGAAGUCAUGGAGAGAGACGCCAAGGACUACGCCGACUCCAUCCACGCGAUUUUCGUGGAGACCAGCGCGAAAAACGCAAUAAACAUAAAUGAACUCUUUAUAGAAAUUAGUCGAAGAAUCCCGUCCGCCGAUGCCAGCCCCCCGUCCGGCGGGAAGGGCUUCAAGCUCCGGAGGCAGCCUUCCGAGCCCCAGCGCAGCUGCUGCUGACCGAGCCGCGGCCCCCCCGGACCGGGCGACCAAGCCCAAUGGAAAUGCCUCCGUCCCCACCAUCUCAAAAGCACUUUUCCUUGAAGACUUUAGCCCGUGAUGCAUCCAGUAAGUUAACACAGAACCAACGGACGCAUGGCUCACCCGAGGUUGGCAUGCCCACCUUGUCCUGUGCGCGUCACAAGACCGAUUGCUGGCACCUUUGUAAACCCGCUCUCACGGUCCAGAUGGCAGUGGCAGAGAAGGUGCCUGGAAGGAGCCGAACUCAUGUGUCGGGACUGACGAGCCGGGUUUAAAAAGAGGAAGAAGAGAGAAAGCAAAGUGGCAUGAACGGUGGGGAAGCCAGCUCUGUCCGUUGCCCAGCAUUUGUAAAGUUGUCUUCUAUAUUUAUGCGACUGUUGCUUAAAGAUUACAAAUUAUGUAAAUACGUGAAUAAAUUCUGUUUCCUCCAGCGCGCCCUUUACUCCCGCACCCCGCGUCUUCGUCUGCCCGCCCACUUUAACGCCCGUCGGCGGUUGAGACGCGGAAGCCCAUCCGUGUUGUGCGAGGGCAGAGCGCCUGGCCCGCGCACCUUGCGGAUGCCUGUGCCUCGCCUUCCCCGCACCCUCCCCCCAACCCCCAUCUGGAAAUCAUAAUAAAGACCUAUGCCGCUUUGCCGAGCCUGACUAGCCCUUGCUAGCCUGGGGGGAACAGACUAAGCUCCAAGUUCAAGUCAUUCCACCUGGUCUUGGUGAUCAGUUGCUUGUAGCAUUUACAGCAACCUCAGACACGUGUUCUAAGCGAGCUUUCCUUGUUAACAAUCCAGCUUAUCUUCCCGUUUCCUUUAUUCCCCUGCCUCCGUCAAUGGUUAACACUCUUUCCCUCAGGGAGCCUAAUGAGGUUUCUAAUAUAAUCUAAAAAUAAAGCACUGGCGUGAAGUUGGUGACAA